Molecule: messenger RNA, 1668 nt
Organism: Brettanomyces bruxellensis
Lineage: Eukaryota; Fungi; Ascomycota; Pichiomycetes; Pichiales; Pichiaceae
Exons: 1
Coding region: 1-1668 (555 amino acids)
Biological process (GO): ribosome biogenesis
Cellular component (GO): small-subunit processome; Noc4p-Nop14p complex; nucleolus
Source: RefSeq, a predicted model, not a curated record
AUGACUUCGAAGAGAGGGAAUAAUCUGGCUUCGGGAUCUGACCAAAAAAGGGCUAGAAAAGCAAAAGACAUUACAUUGACCAAAGCCAAUAUUCAAAAACUAGAAGCAGAGACUAAGAAAUCGCCAAAGUACUUUAACAAUAUAGCAAGGCUUUUGCAGCACUUGAACAAUUUGAUAUAUGAAAUUGAGGGAAAUGAAUCUUUGGAUGAUGAAAAGUUGGAAUCUAUGCAAAGUUUAGUUGCUUCUCUGACAAGAAUUUUCACUUGGCUACUUUCUAAGAAGCAGCUUCAGCUCCGGGGUAGUGACACAAAACAACAACAAAUAGUUUCUGGAUGGCUUCAAGCAAAGUACUCCGAGUACUUUGAUUCGAUAUUCAAGAUUUGGGAAUACAGUAAUAACAAAGAUUUUGUUGCACAGUUUCAAAUUUAUGGUUUGUCAUCUGUGAUGAACAUAGUAAAGGCAGAAAGUAAAUAUAUGGCCCCGGGUGAAGACCAGCCAUUCUUUGCUACAAAUACGUACGAUAGGAUUGUGCGGGCACUCAUAAUAAGUGGAGACAAGCAGAACAUUAGGGGAUCCGAUUACGGAAUUGACAAUCCACUAAUACUAGAGUUCUACAAACAGUAUUUUAAUGCUUUCUGGGACGUGAAGUAUUAUUUCUUUAGACAGUUGAAAAUCUCAUUGGCGCAGGUUCUCAAAGACAGAGAAGACAAAUUCGAUAUGGUGCUUGCAAAUUUAAUCACGCUGGUUAAAAUAUCAGAGAUGUAUCCUAAAAUGGAUGUAGAUUCAUAUACAGACACUACUUUGGUGCAGGAUGUUCCUCAAAAAGUUUCUGAUCUCAGCACAUUCAGGUCGAACUUUGAAAAGUCGUGGAUCAUUCUUUUGCAAUCUAAAGAAUUAUCGGUGGAUCAAUAUAAAGCAAUUCUUUUCAUACUACAUAAACGUGUUAUUCCAUUUAUGAAUAAUCCUACAAAGCUAAUGGACUUCUUGACAGACUCAUACAACUUAGGAAUAGAGGAGAGAGACAUCUCGCUUUCUAUUGUUGCAUUAAAUGGCUUAUGGGAACUCAUAAAGAGAUUCAACUUAGAUUACCCAGAUUUCUACACGAAGCUAUAUUGCAUUUUAACACCAGAACUUCUUCAUUUGAACAUACGUUCCAGGUUUCUUCGUAUGCUUGAUCUCUUUAUGACAUCCACACAUCUUUCUGCAACAAUAGUUGCUUCCUUUAUUAAGAGACUUUCGCAAUUAGCAUUACGUUCGCCGGCCCCCGGGAUUAUUGCCAUAAUUCCAUUCGUGUACAAUCUUUUGAAAAGACAUCCAACAUGCAUGCUUUUAAUCCAUAAUAUCGAAGCCUCAAAGGAGAAGUAUUAUGUUGAUCCAUUUAAUCCGGAUGAAAAAGACCCGGCUAAGACCAAUGCCCUAGACUCAUCUCUUUGGGAACUGGAGACGAUGAUGAACCAUUACCAUCCCCAAGUUGCAUCAUUGGCAAAGAUUCUCUCACAACCGUUUUCUAAGAACAAUUACAACAUCGAGGACUUUUUAGAUUGGAGUUAUCAGAGAUUGCUUGAGGGGGAACUAAAGAAGAAAGUCAGAUCGGAAAUUGACUUAGAAUUUGAGACAUGGGACAGACUUUAUGGUGAGGGUGGUUUCAUGGAAGACUACCAGUACUAA